Molecule: messenger RNA, 1047 nt
Organism: Lolium rigidum
Lineage: Eukaryota; Viridiplantae; Streptophyta; Magnoliopsida; Poales; Poaceae
Exons: 2
Coding region: 1-1047 (348 amino acids)
Source: RefSeq, a predicted model, not a curated record
AUGGAGUUCCACAACGGGAGCUUUGGCCACAUUUUCAAGCUGUGGCUUGCCGCCACCCUUGCUUUCCUCCUGCUAUUGUUGCUCGUCAGCCAGGGGUGGUCGCCGGUGGACAUGAUGGCAGCGUCUCGUUUAGCCGAGCUUCUGCCCAAGGUUGCCACGGACGACCGGACGGUGAUCAUCACGUCGGUGAACGAGGCGUUCGCGCGGCCGGGUUCCCUCCUCGACCUCUUCCGUGAGAGCUUCUACGCCGGAGAGAAGAUCAACCACCUCCUGGACCACGUCCUCGUCGUGGCCGUCGACGCCGCGGCGUACCACCACUGCCGGCGCGUGCACCCAUUCUGCUACCUUCUCCAAGCGAACACAUCCAUGAACCUGAGCUCCGCCAGUAACUACAUGAGCGACGCCUACGUGGAGCUCGUCUGGGCCAAGCUCGAGCUGCAGCAGCGGGUCCUCCAGCUGGGCUACAACUUCCUCUACACGGACGUGGACAUCGUGUGGUUCCGCGACCCGUUCCGGCACAUCGGGGUGCACGCGGACAUGGCCACCUCCUCCGACCUGUACUUCGGCGACCCCGACGACAUCGACCGCAGCUGGCCCAACACCGGGUUCUACUACGUUAAGGCGACGAACCGGACCGUGGAGAUGCUGCGGCGGUGGCGGGCGGCGAGGUGGCGGUUCCCGCGAGGCCACGAGCAGACCAUCUUCAACCACAUCAAGCACGAGCUCACCGCCGCCGACGGCGACCUGCGGGUGCGGCUCCAGUUCCUCGACACGGCCCGCUUCGGCGGCUUCUGCCAGCUCUUCCGCAACGACAUGGCGAAGGCGUGCACCAUGCACGCCAACUGCUGCGUGAGCCUGGGGAACAAGCUGAGCGACCUCCGGGACGUGCUCGGGCAGUGGAGGAACUACACGGUGAUCAAGCCGGCGGAGAGGAAGAAGGCGCAGGAAGCCGGGAGGAUCUUCGAGUGGCGCGUCCCGGCCAAGUGCGGGACGCCGGACAAGAGGGCGGCGCGGCCACCUGAUUCGGACCGGCGCGCGAUCAGUUGA